This is a messenger RNA of Penicillium vulpinum, 1584 nucleotides long. Its product is annotated as nucleic acid/nucleotide deaminase domain-containing protein. NCBI's taxonomy places the organism in Eukaryota, Fungi, Ascomycota, Eurotiomycetes, Eurotiales, Aspergillaceae. Bases 1 to 1584 code for a protein of 527 amino acids. The transcript has a single exon. The record is from RefSeq and is a predicted model, not a curated record.
AUGGGAAUACCAUCGACCAAGGAGAUUGAUGAAGUUGCUAAAGUUGUUUGGGCAUCUCAUAUUCUAUCGUAUUGGAAUCCUUACACCACUCCCAUGCCAGAUAAGCUACAGUCGCCAUCUGACGGAAACACAACUGAUGACGAUGAAGAUUAUGAUAACAGCUCUGACAUUGACGGGACAAGUACAGACACUGCUAUGUUGGCAGGUGGUGAUGAAGCACUAUGUGAGAAGUUUCUAAAUUGUAUCAGUGAGCUACUCGCCCACACAAAGGGCGGGAAACACGUCACUGCUGCCGCGUUAAGAGAGAAAGAGGGUUCAAUUGAGAUUGACAUCGCUCGAAACACCGGAUUCAGCCACAAAGAUGAUAAUUAUAUUUCUUCGCUGACCCGCUUCCUUGCCAGGCGAGGUGAAAGUAACUACUAUGCUACCCACCGGUGCGAUUUAUUGCGGAUUCUAACUAUGUCUCAAGGUGUUUCGCAUCAAGAUGCUGAGGACGAUCACUAUUUUCUGCGCCAAACGAUAGUAUACAAUGCUAGUCGAGUGAGCGAUGCCGUGACAAAGGCAGUGGGGCUUCUGAAUGGGUCACCGUUCUGUCCUGUCCCUCGCUCGUCUAUUGAAAGCCAGUCUAACGAUUCGACCUGUCUCCUUGGCUGCUGUUCUAAAGGACACCCAUUAGCCUCCAACGCAAUCGAAAGUCUCAUACUGCAGCUUCUCAAUUUCGAUUUCUUGAAAUCUAAAUCAUUGACUUCACUGGAGAGGGAGGAUCAAAUAUGUCAGAUUGUGGAACUUGCAGCUCUGGCCUUGCGCUCAUCGCAAGAAAUGCAGGCUAGGUUGAAAGAUAUACUUCCAUGCGCGGAUCCAUUGAAAGUGAUGAAGAUAUGGCGAAUUGUGGCAAGGCCAGCGACCGAUCUUUAUAUCUUAUCCCGCAUUUCCUGGCUAUUGCCCAACUUUCGGUCGGUCGUAUUUAUUAAAAUGUCACCGCCAGAUCCUAUCCGACUCCAAAAGCGCCAUAAGAAAUCGAUACAACAAGCUUGGAAGAAGCUUCAACUUCCGGCCAUGGAUAGAAGCUUACCCAAUAAUAUUGCUAAAAAGAGCGGCGAGUUCAAAAGGGACUGUUUUGAUAUCCCUUCAGUUCACUGCGAAAUACAGCUUUUAGCACGCUACGAGGCGGAACCUUCGCUCACACCGACAAUUCUGUACCUUGGAUGUAGCAAAAAAGCCUGCUUUCUCUGUCAACGCUUUUUAGCCUUGUCAUCUUUGAAGCUGCGAGUCCGUGGCUGCCAUGGUCAAUGCCACCCUUCAUGGGGCAUCCCGCUACUCAGCUUAGACACCACGCAACCGCGAACAAGGCAACUAUGUGAAGCCAUUAAGGAGAAAAUAAAAAGUCUCAUCGACCCAGAACCGUUUUCUAAAACGGUCGCUGUGCAGCAAUCGUCAGCAGUCUCUGAGUUGAAUUCUACAGACAUGCUCGUGAUGAAGCGGCAACAUGCACGUAGAGAAAUCACUGAUAGGAGAGGCCAGGAACACCGCGAAGCAACACAAAUACUGUAUAGACACAUAAACUCCGCUUUAGGGAGAACAUAG